Molecule: messenger RNA, 2441 nt
Organism: Adelges cooleyi (spruce gall adelgid)
Lineage: Eukaryota; Metazoa; Arthropoda; Insecta; Hemiptera; Adelgidae
Product: zinc finger protein ZFP2-like
Exons: 5
Coding region: 203-2227 (674 amino acids)
Cellular component (GO): nucleus
Molecular function (GO): zinc ion binding
Source: RefSeq, a predicted model, not a curated record
UUAAACAAAUAAAAUAGAAUUAAUAGUAUACGACUAUGAUUUAUUCGGAAAUUAUAAAAUAUUUAUGGUGACGCUAGUUAGCUCGUAUUUAGUUUUUUGUAGUAUAGCAAUGUAUUUUAUUUCUAUUAUUACUGCGAAUUGUGAAGUUAAAAUAAUCAUUCAUACAUAAAAUAAGAAAAAUAGUUUAUUUAGUUUUGUAGUAAUGAAUAAGUUUGAUAUAAAUUUGAAUGAACUAUGUAGACUUUGUUUAGUUAAGACAUCUGAACUCCGUCCUAUUUUAAAUGCUGAUAAUGAUUUGUCAACCCGUAUACAAGCUUGUGUUGGAAUAGAAGUGCAGCAUGAUACAAGAAUUGGUUGUAUGUGCAUUAAUUGUUUAAAUCAUCUAGAAAAUUGGGAAAAUUUUAGAGAUGUAUGUAUAGCUUCAAACAAACAAAUUCAAGAAUAUUUCAACCAUUCAGAUGGGACGAAAUUCAAUUCUCUGAGUGAUAUAUUAGUUAAAUGUGGAGAUGCAUUACUAACAAGUUCACCAAAUUAUUGUGAAGAUCAACAUUUUGAUAAUGAAUCGUUGAAAUCAAAUUCUUCUAUUGAACUAUUGAUUCAAGAAAGUUAUGCCAGGACAGAUAAACAUAAUUUUGAAAAAUUAGAUGGUGUGAAUACCAAAAUAGCGAAAAAAAAGAAAUACGAAUGUGGAAUAUGUUUAACAAUUUUCACCAAUAAAGAUUCACUGUACAAACAUCUUAUAAACGUUCAUUUUAAAGAUGGUAAUAAUACUAAUAUUCCACAUUAUUGUUUAGUAUGCAGUAAAGGUUAUUACAGUUACCAAAACUUUCAAGACCAUUUGAAAUCUAAUCCAAAAUGUCAUACUCAGAGUCAGAACGAAGUUAAAAGUCACAUAUUUGGUUGCGGUCUUUGUGCUUGUAAAUUUAGCCAAUCAAGGAGUCUCUAUAGACACUUAAGAAGUCAUGCGUUGAAAAAUGAUCUUAUACCACAUUUAUGUUCAUUUUGUCAUACUGGAUUUCUUGAUGCGUUUGGACUUUCUUUGCAUACUUCAGCUGAACAUCAAGACAUAUCUGUUUCUAUAACUAAGUUAUCAAAACAAGAAUGUUCAGAUAGGCAGAAAAACACUCUUGUCAGCUACCGUGAUGAAUUAUGUUUAAAAAGCAUGGGCAAUAUUAAUAUUGAAAAUGAAUGCAAGGAUAAUGAUAACUCCAUAAAUAUCCAGAAAACAAGAAAAAAAAUUAAGACACUCGAAGAUAAAAGAGCGAAAUAUCGUGAACAUUAUCGACGUUUUCAAUCAAAAACAUACUCUUGCGAAUUCUGUAAUGUUGCAUAUUCACGUUUUUGUGAUCUAUCUAGUCAUGAUCGCACAACACAUGAUGAUAUGGCCAAAGAGUUUAGUUGUCCGACUUGUGGAAAGUUGUUUUUAACUGAUAGUCGUUUAAAAAUUCACCAGAAUGCUUUCCAUUCGGAAAAAAUAUUUAGCUGUGAUAUAUGUAACGUUCGUUGUAAAUCUAAACCCACUCUGCGUACUCAUAUGCGUAAGCAUAGUGGAAUGUUUACUUGUUCGUACUGUAAUCUCACUACAGCUAGUAAUGCUGCUCUAGUAACACAUAUCCGGGUACAUACUGGUGAAAAACCAUUUGUAUGUGACAUGUGUGGCAAUUCUUAUGCGUCUAAACUGGGUCUUACUUCACAUAAACGAACUCAUUUACAUGAAAAAUUAUUUAAAUGCAAUAUAUGUGGUUAUACUGGUUCAAGUCACAGCUCAAUCUACAUUCACAAGCAGACACAUAAUUCAAAUAAGCCAUAUGUGUGUGAUGUGUGUGGGAAAACUUUUAAAAUUAAAGUUCGGUUAGUGGAUCAUCAAAAAAUUCAUUUUGGAAUUAAAAAUUACGUAUGUGAAGUUUGUAACAAAGCGUUUCUAGCUCGAUAUCAACUUAUACAACAUUCACGUACUCAUUCUGGUGAAAAACCAUUCCAAUGUCAACUGUGUUCCAAGGCAUUUGCUAGAAAAGAUGGACUAUCUGAACACAUGAGAACACACACUGGUGAAAAAAGAUAUACUUGUUCUGAAUGCUUUAAGACGUUUUCGUUUUACAAAAGCAUGAAAAAUCAUAAAUGCAUAUCAAAGCAAAGUAAUAAUAAGGAACCGGUACAAUUGUCACAUCUAACUCUUCCAGCUGUUUCGAUUGAUAUUUCUCCUUCUAACAUUUUAAAUGCAAAUUAACCAACACUAAAUACCAAUGUCUAAUAAUUUACUAUUAAAAACAAUAUGAAGUAAAUUAAUAAAACAAAUAUAGGUAUAUAUAAUCAUUCUGUAUUUAUUAAUUUUGUUAUGUUAGAAAAGUAUAUUCGGCAGAGGCAAGUGAGUUUUUAUGAGCUUAUAAUGAAGUUCAAAAAAAGUCAUUUUAAACUAUUUUUUUAUAUAAUUGUCUCCAAAU